Molecule: messenger RNA, 4541 nt
Organism: Menidia menidia (Atlantic silverside)
Lineage: Eukaryota; Metazoa; Chordata; Actinopteri; Atheriniformes; Atherinopsidae
Source: the annotation of a GenBank genome assembly
AUGCGCAGCACCCAAAGUGGUUGUCAUUUUCAUGCUACUUCUGGUAACCAUCAUUUUCCCACCCCCACAGAAGUAUUUUUCACCCUAGGAUCCCAUUUCAACCGGCAACAGCAACAACAACAGCAGCAGCAGCAGCACAGCCAUGCUACCUCUUGCCGGCACUUCCAGUUAGGUCCUCAGGCCCCUCUGCCCAUGGACUUCCCCAUGCCCCACCCAGGGCAGCCACAGUCAGGCAUUAGCCCCCACCUGGCCCCUCCCGGCCACCAGCAUGGCCCUCCGCUCCACCCGCCCCUCAAUCCGCUACCUGCUCCCCAGUUCCAGGAUAUCCCCGCCCCGCCCUUCCUACCUCAGGCAUUACACCAGCAAUAUCUACUCCAGCAGCAGAUCCUGGAGGCCCAACACCGACACAUCCUGCCACCCUCCAGGGAUCUGAGCGUGGACGCUGGGCUGCCGCCUCACCAGUAUCACAUCCACCCCCUGCCACAGCACUAUCAGCACUACCUGACCUCCCCCAGGAUGCACCACUUCCCCCGAAACAACGCCUCAACACAAGUGGUCGUCCAUGAGAUCCGAAACUACCCGUAUCCGCAGCUGCACUUGUUGGCUCUGCAGAGUCUCAACCCUUCCCGCCACGCGUCCGCCGUUAGAGAAAGCUACGAGGAACUUCUGCAGCUUGAGGACAGACUCGGCAGUGUAAACCGUGGAGCGGUGCAAACCACCAUCGAGAGAUUCACCUUUCCCCACAAGUACAAAAAGGUAGGGCAGAAGCUUCUUCACCUGCCGGCCGGUUGGCAGAGGAUACCCCAGGACCUAAAGAUGUGUCUGGAUGACGAGGAGCUGGAUACCGAUGAAAAGUGCACCAUUUGUCUGUCGAUGCUGGAAGAUGGAGAGGACGUCAGGAGAUUACCCUGCAUGCACCUCUUUCACCAGGCGUGUGUGGACCAGUGGCUGGCCACCAGUAGGAAAUGCCCCAUCUGCAGAGUGGACAUUGAGACCCAGCUCACCCCUGACAGUUGAUAGCUCCUGCCCCCUGCUGCAGCUAUGGAUCUGGUCUUGGUCAUUUAUGUCGCCUCCCUUUGGGGAGGCUCUGCCAAACACCCCUCUUUCCCUCUGCAUCACUCAAAGAGCCUGCCUUCUGAGACAGCUGUGACAGAGGGAUUAACAAAGCACACUCAUCUACAACACAACGAGGAGCGGGGGGGGGGGGGGGGGGGCUGACGAACCGAUAGGUGGCGGGACUGAAGGUCAGUUUAAUGGACUUUGCUGGAUGUAAAAGAUGGAGGAGUGGACAUGUAUGGACAGAUGUGCUGAGGUUUCACACAAUUCUGUGGGAUUGUGUACCCCUGUGUGCAUUUUUCCAUACAGCCACCAAAUGAGAGGACACUCCGACUACCAACCUCCCCAGUUCAGUGUGGCGUAUUAAGGCCAUUUCUCUGCCACUAUGUCCACACCCUCUCCCCCAGCUCUGUGAAAAAUCCUUUAAGCUGCACUGUGCCCAAGCCCUCAGCACAUCUGUACAGAACAUUAUCAAAUGAAUAGCAUGAGGUUGUGUGGUGUGAACUCUCGUAGCUGAACGCUUGUGGUGUCAUGGAGUAUAGUACUGAAUAAGUAUUUACAGAGUAACAGUGUUGUGUAGCAAGCAAAAAGCCUUUUGAGAAAUAUGUUUGUGAAAAUAAACCUACAGAGAGGGUGAAUCCAACUCUAGAGUAUUCAGUGUGUUAAAUCAUAAGCAACAAGAGAAGAGCUACUAGUCAUGUAAAAAGGCCAAAAAUCCUUCUUUCUUGUCUAACAGGUUUUGGAUUUACAGUUAGUAGACGCCAUCAAAGUUGAUGCUAAACCCGCUAACUGCAGGCAUGGCUUCCAGUGAUGUGUGUAGUGUCGUAGUGGGGCCUCUAUAACCUAGAGCAGAGGCCUCAGAUGUGCAUGCUGUAUGGCAGGCUUGGGCUGUGUCGUUAAUAUUGUGGAGCCGUAGAAACAGGGACUGUGUCUGUGCAUGUGAACCGUAUAUUAUGACGAUGAUCCCGCUCAUUCAUGGAGGAGGACAAGAACGCACCUAUUAGCUCACUACCCCCCUUCCCACUCAUCCCAAAUCGACCAAAGUUGCCCUCAGACACUGAUCCUAGACCAGCGCGGCGUGUCUUUUUCCUUCUGGUUUUCCGCCGGGAUGGAAAGAGCCGCGGGGCGGAUCCGUGUCUGACGGCAACUCCUCUCUGUGGCCUCGCUCAUGGCUCGUUCAUGAGAGGCCGGCAUGGGCUUGAGAAUGCGGUGCCUGAGUCUUGCCAUCAGAUUGACAUUUGUAUUACCUAUUACCAGAACCUUAUUGCCUAUCGAACAAGCACAUGUGAUUUCUAUAUACAGUGAAUCGCCUCUGUUGUGUAACAGCUCCUUUCAUUUCAAUCUGAGUUGCUCCCACUGUUUGAUUCGAAGAUUGUGUCUGGUGUUACAGGGAAAAAUACAAACUAGUUUGCCUGUGAUAUGAGCUAGAAUGUGUCUGAUCGUCCCACCCCUCUGUCCAUGGUACUAGUGUGUGGUAUUGCUAGAACAACUGUGACAUGUGCAGUGAUAGAAGCUGUGACUCGAUAUCAUGCAUGAACCAUGCUGGCGCACUUCACGUGAAGGAGGGUGAAAGGGAGAAAAAGCCAUCCAUUUGAAAAAUACCAAACAACUGUUUUUUAACAUGAAUUUGAUUUCAAGUGUUUUUCCUUUCUGCCAUUUCUUUUUCGUUUUUUUUUUCUCGUUUUUUAAGCUUUAUUUCUGUCUGUUUAAUCUUUUUGCUCACCUGCCAAUUUGGACAUGGUACUAAUAUGCUGGGUCCUUGUCCAUUUUAACCAUAGUGAAGAAGAAGCUGCAAAACAUAUUUAUUGUUGUUAUAAUGUAGCUUGUGUUUUGUAAAUGCACUAUAUUAUGGAGUUGCCUGAUUUUUUUGGUUUGGUGGCGUGGGUACUUCUUGUCCUAGAUUUUGUGUUCUUAUUGAGUUCCGAGUAUUUUCAUGCUUUCUUGUGUAUUAUCGGAGGGUAACUUGACUGUUUGUGUUGCUUUUUUUUUUCUCUCCUUUUUUUCCUUUUCGUAUGAAACCUCCAUCCAAAAAACUACAUAUGGAUGAAAAUGGAGGUUUGCUAGUUCACAUAGAAUGCUGUGAUUAAAGAUGCCUUAAGUAUUUAACAAUCAUUAUUUAUUACUAACUGUAGCUAGCUAGCUAUUGUGGUGGAAUAUUUAAUGUCUCUAUCUCAUAACUUUGCAAUUUAAUCAAUAUAUUUAUUUAAAAUAACACAAAAUAUAAAAAAAAUACCUCAUUAUGCAUUGGUCGGUGGGGAUGCUUCUGCAUGCCGUCAGUGUUUUCUUUUUCAAAGGAGAAAAAUAGAAAGUUGUUGAAAAAGCAACUGGGGGUGUAUCCUAACACAUUUUCUAGCCAGCAUGGUGCUGUUGAUCUAGAUGACAUUCCAUUCAUCUUCUGAUUUACUCUUAAAUGUUUUAUCUCUUAAAACAUCUAAAGCAGAAGUCAGGGUCAAACCCUGCUCGUCUUAUCUUGCUUUUCUCAUAUGAUAUCGCUUUACUCGUUGUAAUCAGCACAUUUGAUUUCAGUUUUCACAUUGUUCAUUUUGUUGUUACCGCAUUCAUACUUUCCGUCACGCCAGGAUCUCUAUUUAAUGUUUAUUGCUUUAGGACUCACAUAAAAAGCUGUAUGACUUACAUAUUGCUGGCAGUUGCUUUGUGUGGGAUUUUGGGACGUACCUAACAUGCUAACUUGAGCCAUUGAUCUCUUGAGCAAACUUCUGGUGUACUGUGGUUUAACAAUAUAGAUGUUUCACACCUGGUUAUGAUAAGCUAACUCUGUUUUGGUGUGCAUUCUUGAUAAUACUCUACUAACCCCGCAAAUUAUUCAAACAUGUUUUGGAUUGGAAUGAAGCUGACUGGUCUUACGUUUUAUUAUUUCAUUUUGUGCUCUCACUGGCCUUAUCCCAUGCCCUCCACAGUGUACCCCAUAACUCCAGAGUGAACUGGACAGUAGCCAUAGUAUUAACUCAAGCUGAUGAACCGGAAUGAACAGUAGAACUUAAAGCACAAGCUUUUUAAUGCAUGUCCUUCUCAGGUUUUCCUAUGUGUAUGUGGGAGUAGCUCUGUAGAUGUGUUUAAUAUGAUGCUGUACCUUCUUGAAUAUUUCAGAUGUUUCUUUGCUGCUGAAAAAAUGUUGAUUAUUAACCUGCCAGUGAAAAAGGGAAGUGGCCAUCUUUGUACAACACACUGCUGUUUUGCUGUAACCGCGCAAUGUUUUAUGAUCUUGAGUAUUUUAUAGAAAAGUAGAAGUAUGUAUCAAUAAUAUGAAAGCAAUAGCUAAAUCAUAAUGAAGAAUAACAUGAUCAGUGAAUAUUGUGGAAAAUCUUUAGAUUCACUCUGGGUGGAUUUUGUACUGUAUUUAUUACUAAUGAUGAUGCAAAAAGUUGCAUAGCUUAACCCAAACUGUUCUGUCUCUUUUUUAUUUAUUGUCUUGUAUAUGAUCUUUUUGUAUGUGUUUUUCAAAUAAACUGCCUAAAAUACUGACA